Rotaria sp. Silwood1 is the source of this 1095-nucleotide messenger RNA. NCBI's taxonomy places the organism in Eukaryota, Metazoa, Rotifera, Eurotatoria, Philodinida, Philodinidae. The record is from the annotation of a GenBank genome assembly.
AUGGCUACACCUAGUCAAAUCAAACAAAAUAAUAUGGCUAUUGAAGCACUAACCGAAUUAAAGUUGAAUAUUAAUAAUUAUCGACAAUUAUGGAAACAAUGUCUUCUCUGUACGUCUGAUGUGGCAGGGAAGAUUGAUAAACCAGCAAUUAAUUAUAUUAGUUCCAAUUUAUUUGAUUUCAUUGAAAUUAUUCAUCGUUUGGGCAAUGCCAAUGGUCCUGUUGCUCAAGAAAUAUUAAAACCUGGUCUACGUAAUGGUCUAAUCGGUAUCGAUCCUGAAACACAUACAUUUACUUUAUCACCUGUACAUGCUUUUGAAAUGAAAGAUGAUCGUUACAUUAUGAAUCAAUUGAACAAACUCUGUAUUCCAGUCAUUUCUCAAAACAAUAAUUCUUCAAAAAAUGAAAGAACGUCAUUGACCCUCGAUCAUCAUCGAAGUAAUAAUUCCGAUACAAUGAUGAUCGAGUUAGAUGAAUCUGAUACGGUCAAUAUGACUUCAUUAAUUAUUGAUGAUGUUCAAGAACUGCAAACACGAUUUCAAGCAUCAAAAAUUUUUACCGAUAUUCAUCCAAAUAAAAACGAUUCAAUUAAUAAUCUUAAAGAGCAAGUUUCGUUGAAUGAAAAAGACAAUCAAACUGCUUCAAUGGCGAGUAUCAACAGUAUUAUCACAGAAGAAUGUUCAAAUGUAUGGGAUGUAUUGGAAGGUGAAUUCGUCAAUAAUAAUGGGAAGGAUAACGUCAUUAACAAUGAUGAAAAAAUCAUCCGACAUACAACUUGUACAAAUGAAGAACACAACAAUUCAAUAUACGAUAUUAAUAAAUCCUUAACAACUCAAUUCAACAGUACCAUUGUAGAAGAAAUGUCCACAAAUGAUAAUAUGAAUAGUAAUGCAGCAGUUGAUGUUUCGAAUUCUGUUGAAUAUGAUUAUCCCACCGAUGAUUCUAUGAAUAUUCGUAAUAGUGAUACAAGUUUACAAUUGCAACAACAACAAAAUCUGGAAUUGACUCCCGAAUCAUCAUCGUUGAUUGCAAUCGAACAAGAAAAUGAGGAAUCGUACAGUAGUUCUGAAUUUAAUUCUAUUGAAUAUGGUAGUUAA